Molecule: messenger RNA, 2791 nt
Organism: Momordica charantia (bitter melon)
Lineage: Eukaryota; Viridiplantae; Streptophyta; Magnoliopsida; Cucurbitales; Cucurbitaceae
Source: RefSeq, a predicted model, not a curated record
ACAACUUCUGAUCCGGAUUGUAUUGAGGUGACGAUGACAUGAUCGGAGAGGCUAAUUUUAGGAAAUUUGGACAAGGAAGAAAUAACUUGGCGACGAGGCGGUCUUGCGUUGUUCUACUUGGAUCACCAUUUUGGAGCACGACUGCGGAUUUUCUGGAGCCUAAUGGAGGAACCUAAAUUCGAAGGAGAAGAAGAAGAGAAGCCUCAGGUGGGUAUUGAAGCUGGCCCGCUUGAGAAGCCAUGUUUGACAAAGAAUCUGUGCAGGAAGGAGAAGAGGAAGGCGUUGAAGAAGAUGAAACGGAAGCAAUUAAGGAAAGAGGUAGCACUGAAAAAGCUCCAGGAAGAGGAGGCGCGGUCGAACGAUGAUGAAAAUGAAAAUGAGUUUGGUGAGGAAGAUGGUUGGGAAUACAUAGAAGGGCCUGCAGAAGUAAUCUGGAAAGGAGAAGAGAUAAUUCUGAAGAAGAAACUAAUUAAGGUUCCUAAGAAGAGUGUUGAACCUCAGAAAAGCCUAGAGGAUGCUCAUAGGCCUACGUCAAACCCUCUUCCUCCACAAUCUGAAGCUUUUACCGAUUAUAAGAAUGCAACAAUUUCAUCUAGACAAGUGAUUGAGGAUGUUGCAAGCCAAGUGCCAAAUUUUGGAACGGAACAGGAUAAAUCACAUUGUCCAUUCCAUCUAAAAACUGGAGCUUGUCGAUUUGGUCAGCGUUGUAGCAGAAUUCACUUCUACCCUGACAAUUCAUGUACAUUGCUUAUCAAGAACAUGUACAAUGGUCCUGGCCUUGCUUGGGAGCAAGACGAGGGGCUGGAGUUUACAGAUGAGGAAGUUGAACGCUGUUAUGAAGAAUUUUACGAGGAUGUGCACACUGAGUUUUUGAAGUAUGGGGAAAUUGUAAAUUUCAAGGUGUGUAAAAAUGGCUCUUUCCACUUGAGGGGAAACCUUUAUGUGCACUAUAAGUAAUAUGUGAAUUUGUAAAUAUUACUAGAUGGAAGAUAGCUAUAUGUGGGGAAUUUAUGAAGACCAGGUACAAGACGUGUUCUCAUGGAACAGCUUGUAAUUUCAUCCAUUGUUUUCGAAAUCCUGGUGGGGACUAUGAGUGGGCUGACAGUGACAAACCACCCCCACGAUAUUGGGUGAAAAAGAUGGCUUCUUUGUUUGGUUAUGUAGAUGAAUCUGGAAAUGACAAACAUACUGAGCUCGAACAUUGGGACAAGCUUGGAAAAUCCAGAAAGUCAAUGUCAACAGAUGUAGACGACAGAUAUUAUUCAAGAAGAUCUAAAUCUAGAAGUCUGGACCAUGGUUCUGGAAGAAGGAGAAACGGUGAAAUUGACUAUAGAUGGACCAGGCAUUCUCGUAGAGAAAAAGUUGAUGAGAGGCAGAAAAGUUUGGACAAGGAAGCAUAUGAGAAGGCUAACUUAAAAGAUGAUCAACAGAGAAAAAACAGAUUUAAUGGUGCAGAUUCAGAUGAAUCAGCAGAUAAGUUUGAAAGGAGAAGGAAACGGAGAGAUCAUAGUCAAACAUCACGAGGGCCUAGGAAUCAGGACAAAAACCAAAGAACUCGAGUUCAAAUUGCAGAUCGUGAUGACAGUGAGAACACAUCAUACGAAACUGAUGCAGACUUGUCAAGUGGCGAUAGGGACAAAGAUGGACAUCGGCGCAAAAGAAGGAAAAGCAAUGAGCGAGUUUCUGAGACUUCUAAAACCAUAGAUGGUUCUCCAAUCAGUAAGAGCGUAAUUAACGAUCCUGAUAUGCAUGGAAAUUGUUCCGACAGAAACAAGGAUAGACGCCCUAUAAGUGGUGAAAAGCCCAAAAAACAUUGGGAUGAGGUGCCUAAAGACUCGGAUAACCAGAUGAAACAGAAAUCUAAGUUGAAGACUGAUUAUGAAAGCAAGAAAUCUAGCACAGGAAAAAUUUGUAGCCGUCACUUAGAAUCAGGUUCUAGGGACUUCAAGACAGGGGAUAGUCACAGCAUUGAUUCCUUACAUAGUGAUGUAGUAUCAGAUGAGAAUCAGGAGGCCUCUAUUUCAGAUCGAUAUGUUGAGAGGUUCAAACCACUGGAUCUCAGCGAGCACAUCGAGAAAGAAGGCCGAUGGGAUCCUGAAAGAAGUUACGAUGAUUUUGAGAAACCUAGUGAGACUACAAGUGCUGUUCACUACGAUUCUGGAAGCCCUGUUCACUAUGGUGAAAGAAGUAAAACGGAUGUUCUUGGCACAGUGGACUACCAUGAUGACAAAGUUAACAAGCAAGAUCACAGCAAACACAGAAGCAGUGAUUUAUCCGAACACCGGAGGUCUCGAAGAAAGUCUUCUCGGCAUGAUGAUGAUCAGACUUAUAGUGAUUUGAAAUCUGAGAAUAAGAAUUCUGAUGAGGAUUACCUUCAGAAGAAUCUUAGGAGAACUAGUCAUUCUAGGACAAGGAGGCACAGACAUAGCUAAGAGAAGGAAACAUAUGCAUCAGAUAACCACCGGGAAUCCCAGAAGAUCCAUAAGGACACCUCUCAUGUUGUAGAACAGUGCUCUCAAAGUCGACCUUAACCCGAGAUCAAGGCUCGAAGAACUCCCAAAAUGCUAUACUAAUAUUGAUAUGCUCGUUGUAAAGAAGAAAACUUGCUUCUGCAUUUCCUUGAAAACAUGGUUAAAAAGUUCUAGGGAUAUGUUCGCGUAUCAAUUUUUAUUUUUGGGAUUUUUGGGAAUGGUCGAUUUCGACCCCAUAGGAAAGAAUGACACAAGGAGAAUGUGAUUUUGCUGGUGAUUAGCUGAAAUCAAGAACCUAAACCAACCUUUUGUUUUGGCCU